AAAAAGAAAAAAGAAGGAAAUUCACAUUUUAGGAAGGAUUCUUGCUCUUUAUUUUCUUUCUUGACAAAAGCAAGGCACAAACAUUAUGGAUAAGGAUCCCUUAGGUGUUGUGAUCAAUAGAGAAUGGUAACGAGGAUGAGCAGGACAUGUUAUAUUUAUAAAUUCAACUUGUUUUUUGACUUUGUUUUAAAGCAUCUCUUUGGCAAUGCACUUUCAUCCACUUACUUCCACGCUGAUAUGGAUGAAUUUGUAUUAAGAUAAAGCUCUAAUGCACAUCAAUCUUCAGUUGAGAGCUUGUCAUUAUUAACACCCUUAUCAAAAUGCAUCCUGACAGUGAUUAUGUAAUGGCCCACAGUACCUCUCAUAAACCACACACACGCACAAACACUUAAUGUGAGCAAAACUAUUGCUGCAGGGUGCUGCGGAAGGCAAAGUCCCUCCCCUUGAUUUCAUGAUCCGUUUUUCGCAGACCAGUGAGAGAGUGACUAAGAGAGAGAAGGAUGUAGAAGAGUAGUGAUGCACUGGUAUCCAGUCCUGAGCAAAGCUUGAACAACAUGCUGAGGAUUAAACAUCCAACAUCCCUUUAGGAGCACAAGGGCCAUUCGUUGUGUAAUUUUGGCAAAGAGAAAAGUACACUUCUUUCUCAGAGGGAGCAUAAUGGGAGUUGUUUUUUUAUCUGAAAGAACCCAAAGUGGAGUCAAGAACUUUCAUUAGCCAAUUCUUUUUUUUUUUCUCUAUCUGAGUAAAGGUAAAGGUUUGUAAAGAGCAGAAAUGUCUUCUUCUCCUGGUAUCAAGCGUCGGGAGCAUGUGGACAUGAUGUACAUCUCCAUUGAGACAGCUAUUGCCCUGGCCUCUGUGGUGGGUAAUGUGCUGGUGGUUUUGGCUGUGUGUGUGAACCGGGCUCUCCGCAACACCACCUUCUGCUUCAUCGUGUCUCUAGCCGUGGCUGAUAUUGCAGUAGGAGUUCUGGUCAUCCCUCUGGCUAUCAUCAUUAGCCUGGGAUUUAACACUCAGUUUUACACCUGCCUCUUCCUGUCCUGCCUGCUGCUGAUCAUCACCCAGAGCUCUAUCCUUUCCCUGCUGGCCAUCGCCAUCGACCGAUAUCUGCGAGUCAAGAUUCCCACCAGGUACACCACCAUAGUGACGCAGAGGAGGGCAUGUGUGGCAGUCUGUCUGUGUUGGAUCCUCUCCUUCCUCACUGGAUUGGUUCCAAUGCUUGGAUGGAAUAACCUCGAUAAUCUCGAAGGGAACCUCACCAGUUCCAGCGAAAUAGUUUGUGAAUUCACCGCUGUCAUGAGGAUGGACUACAUGGUGUACUUCAAUUUCUUUGGCUGGGUUGUGGUUCCUCUGUCCAUAAUGAUCGCUCUGUAUGCGGAGAUCUUUAGGGUGAUCCGGCGACAGCUCAACCGGCGCGCUGAAGCCACGUGUGAUGCAGAGAGGUACUUUCGGAAGGAGCUGAAACUGGCCAAAUCUCUGGCCUUGGUGGUGUUCCUCUUCGCUGUGUGUUGGCUGCCAAUACACAUCAUGAACUGCAUUGACUUCUUCUGCCCUGAGUGUAGCAUACCCAAGUUUGCCAUGUAUGUGGGCAUUUUCAUGUCCCAUGUGAACUCAGCACUCAACCCAAUGGUUUAUGCGUUCAGGAUAAAGGUGUUCCGUCUCACGCUGAUCAAGAUCACUCGCCACUGCAUGUUAUGUAAACCCUCAGAGCCCACCCCGUGCCCCACCAGCACACCUACCCUGACUGAGAAGGUGGAUGUAAAAAUUUAACAAAGAACAAGGGAUGUGCAAAAUGAACAAACACAUCUUGUUGAAGUAAUUUGGCCGGCCUGUACCAGGUAACAGUGGUCAUGAGUCCCAGAGUUUUCCCAACUGCUGCUCACUCAUGCGGGCUGUCGGAUAAUGGUGCAGUCGCUCAUGUCUAAACUGAUGAUAACUCAAUGCAUUGAAGAGAAGUCUUAUGGGACGGUCAGCACUAGCUGUCAAAUGUGCAUGUGUUAUUGAAAAACUUUCGCCAUAUUAUGCAAAAAAAGUCAAACUUGAAAGAUUUGAUACAUUGACAUGUAUCAACUUAAUGGAACCGAUAAUGUGAAAAGGGUCAACCCAUCGCUACAAAGAACUACAGCCCUCCUUUGUAGAUGGCAGUAAGAUGGUGCCCCGAUGGCACUCAUGAGAUAAUUGAUAUUUGGAAUGUUGAGUCGUGGGACAAGUUCAUAUCUGGCCCAUUUGUAUCUCUUUGACACAAAAGAUUUUAAGAAAAGUAAGCCUCAUCAAGUUGCAUUAUUUUGUUUUUAUUUAAGGCCUCCUUAUUUGAUUCAUAUUGAAUUGUACUAUAUUGUCAACAGGAUAAGUGAUGCAAACACACAUUUCUUUCUAAAUUCACCAGAAUAAACAAGCAUGCCAUUUUCAUUUAUAAUACUAAUGUUACUGUUCUUAUUUCGCAUGUACAACUAUUUAAAUGUUAUAUGUAAAUUGUUUAAAUAUUUUAAACAAGAGUCUGCAGCAACGUUGGGGCUGUAUUUGAGCAAAAUGGUUAUUUGAGGUAAAUACUAACUCAAUGAUCAAUUCUAGCAUCUAGAAUGCUAAUUAUCCAUAAAGCUACAAAACCAAAUGGAGCAAUUUAAUAGUAUAGUAUAAUAGUAACAUGUAAUCAAUCCAGCCAUUACUCUUUGUCACAGGAUGCAUCUCUUCAGCUAAUUCAGUUAGUUUGAGCCAUUUUUCAAUAGUCGUGGCAAGGUGUUGAAAAGGCUCUGAAGUAUUUGAGCAAAUUACCAAGAGAGCUUUAUGCUGUGGUGAUUUAUUCCAACUGUAAAGCUAAAGCUUCAGCUAAAGCUGCACCAGUUCUGCUUUGUCAUCAGUUUGACUUCCCCCUGGAUCCCUUCCGUGCCACACUGAACAGAACCUAAAGCAUAAGAAAAAAAUGUCUAAACUUGUUUAGAAUAUGCAAGUUUAAGUUUUUGAUUCGAUAUGUGCAUUUGAUGUGCCUAUUGCAUGUUAUUGUUUUGACCAAUUUUUGUGUUAAUUCACUACUCUGGUAUGCUUGGUCCAUUUGUAAAUGACACUUUCCUUGUAAACCCUCACUCUCUAUCUGUCUGUCUCAGUGUGUCCCUCACAAACAUAUCAAUACGUUUUUUACCAUCUGUCACCUUCAUCCUCGAUGAGGGAUUUAAAACUGCUGAGUGUGUUCUAAUCCCCAGCCCUCUUCUUAGUGAGGGAGGUGCUGCAUCACCAGCCUGGCAUUAACCAUCUUAGCACCACACACUCCUGUGGCCCUGCAAGGUGCUGAAGGGGCAUGAGCAUGGUCUAACUUACUGUGAAGACAAAAAGCCAAGAGGUUCAAUUUUGUGUGCGCAUCUUAUUUUGCUCCUAAACUAAUCAUCUUUGAGGUAAGACCAUUCACAUUCAUCUUAAAACCAAAAAAAAAACAGUACUUGGGUAUGCUAAAUGUAUUUCCUUAAACUUUAUCAUAUCAAUUUUCUCAGACAACUAAAGAAAACUUGAAUAUUCCAGCACGAAAACCACAUUAAAAUGGCUGAUGCUGAUGCAGCAGACGGUGCCCAGGACCCUGAGGCUCCGGUGGAAGAGCUGGAUACCGAACAUGAAGCUUUGCUACACUUUGGUAAAUACUCUGAAGCUCAGCACUCCAUACCUUGGGAGCAGAAGACCUUUAGACAAAAGGCAAACUUUCAUAUGGACCGCAUCUUCCUCGGAUUCUUGGUCAUUUUUUUCCUUGUGUUUCUGGGAGAGUUUGUCUAUAAAAUGUGGUAUGUGACAAAUGUGAAAGCGAUUGCAGAGUUUGUGUCAGAUUGCUUGGUCUUUCUGUUCAACUGGCUCUUUACCCAGACAAGACAGGAGGAGUUGUUUGAAUUGUAGGUUGUGAAAAGAGGAUAACCAAUUAUAUGUAUUAUCUUAUGUGUGUUUUCUAAAUAACAAAUGGCCAGUAAAGAGUUAUAGCUAACCGUCCUAACCAGAGAUACAGCAAUGUAACGAUUUCUGGACUAUGUUUUUUGAUGGAUCU
Molecule: messenger RNA, 4015 nt
Organism: Gymnodraco acuticeps
Lineage: Eukaryota; Metazoa; Chordata; Actinopteri; Perciformes; Bathydraconidae
Product: adenosine receptor A1
Exons: 2
Coding region: 772-1767 (331 amino acids)
Biological process (GO): G protein-coupled adenosine receptor signaling pathway
Cellular component (GO): synapse; dendrite; membrane
Molecular function (GO): G protein-coupled adenosine receptor activity
Source: RefSeq, a predicted model, not a curated record